AUGAGCGAAGCAGCCAGGAGGACUAAAGGGGGAAGAAAGGCCAAAAUCUUGGAGACAGUUCCCAAGCUCACAUCAUGCAACUACUACAGCUGGUGCACACUCGUCAAGGCCAAUCUUCAGGUAGUCCCUCAUGCCAUGCACCACCUAGAGGGCAAAUACGACAGAAGCCACCCAAAAUGGGACAGAACCUUCGAUAAUGCCCUAGUGGGUGUCCUACGCAGCACCCUAGACACCAAAGGAGAGCACAACAUCCUCUACCUCCUGCUCAAUAUCAGCAAGAAUCAUCUAACUUUUCACCAAGCCUGGAAGAAGAUCGAAAAGAGCCUGACCAGUGAAGCAGCUAGAACCUCACAACAGAUAGCACUGCUUGCCCAACUCAAUGAGGCCAAGAUGUUCCAUGCUGAUGCCCAUAAGCUAAUCCAAGAAAUCAGGGCCAUGCAGACAGAAACUAGUCUUCUAGGGGCCCCAUUCAGUGAUGAUGUGCUAUAUGCCAUGCUCCAAAGGUGUAUGAUCCAACAUCCCAUCUACAAGGAGACAGUCGCUACUGUUCACCAAGUUAGUUUUGAUGCCCUGGCAACAGCCUUAACUACAUGUCAAUCUGCAAUGGAGAAUGUUCCUAGUCAGAAAGUGGAUCCAUGCCAAGCAAGUGCCAGGACUGCCAGCACCAAUGAAGAACAGGCCUACAAUGCUGAGUCAGACACAGGCAAUGCAAGGACUGCAGUCAAACCGAAAAGGAUCCACUGCUGGGUGUGCAAACAUCAUGGGCACAGUGCUAGGCAAUGCGAUGCCUCUAUCACCAUUCCUGAAAAUUCCCCUUUCACCAAAACCAACUAG
Molecule: messenger RNA, 834 nt
Organism: Ustilago hordei
Lineage: Eukaryota; Fungi; Basidiomycota; Ustilaginomycetes; Ustilaginales; Ustilaginaceae
Exons: 2
Coding region: 1-834 (277 amino acids)
Molecular function (GO): nucleic acid binding; zinc ion binding
Source: RefSeq, a predicted model, not a curated record